Messenger RNA from Echinococcus granulosus, 501 nucleotides. RefSeq lists its product as hypothetical. The record is from RefSeq and is a predicted model, not a curated record. The transcript has 4 exons. NCBI's taxonomy places the organism in Eukaryota, Metazoa, Platyhelminthes, Cestoda, Cyclophyllidea, Taeniidae. Bases 1 to 501 code for a protein of 166 amino acids.
AUGAACUGGGCAAGAGAAGUAGUAACAGAAUUCGUUUGUUCCUAUUUAAUAAUACAUGCUUGUGUUAGUGAAAUGAAGCAUACACCUAGAUCAAAUCUUGUAUACAGGCUCAAGAUAAAUGAAUUCAGACUCUCUUUGGAGCUCACCGUGCUUCACAAUGCUUCUGUUGCACCAAUCGAAUGCCCUUAUUUAUUUUUGUCAACCAAACUGAGGAGCGAUUUGCAAGCAUUAUACACCCAAUUAAUUAUUUUACCUUAUCUUAAGCACGACCGCUUACGUGAUAGAAGAUUUAGUACCUAUGACAUGGCUUUGUUACCCAGUUUACAACAUCUUCCUUUUCACAACACAGUAAUGACUUCCUCACACGCACAUCAAAACAAAUCAUGGGAGUUUAUGCAAGGUAGUGGCGCCGAUCCUGAUAAACUUAAGCGCAUAUCAACUAUCCCCAGACGAGAGCCUUCAAAUAUGCAACAUAUUGAUUGUUAUUUAUGCAUUUUAUGA